AUGUAUCCUUAUCUUACUAUUGGUGUAGCACAUGGUUCACUUGAUCUGUCCAAACCCGAUUCAAAUCGAACACAUGAAGAAUCGUUGGAUACAAACACCACGUUAUUUCAGUCAAAAGAUCAAGAUAUAGAGCAACAAAAAUGUCAUGUUACUGAUGAUAAGGCUUGCGCUGUACCGGAACGCCAGAAAUUAUUGAAAGCUGAUAUACGACUUGUUGAAGUAGCAACAAAAAACCAUAUCAAUUCUCAGCUAGUUAAACGUCUACAACUACUGAAAAAUUUUAACAUAAUUGUUGUCUGCGCCGACUCAACAUCAAUGAAAACACGACUCGAUGAUAUGAAGUACAGUCGUUGGGAUGAACUGCGUUUGAUCGUUGAGAUAGUCAUCGAAGUGGGCAGCGUUUUUAACCCUAGUGGUAUUGAUGUGUAUUUCCUUAAUCGCCCAUCAUUACUUAAUGUUUCUGAUCUUGGACUUCUCGAUCAAGCAUUUGUUUCAGAGCCGCAUGGUUGUAAAUCGCUUACUUCUGUUCUGAAAAGCAUAUUCAAAGCGUACAAUGAUGAAACAAACAAUGAUAAAAAGAUGCUUGUCUUGGUAGCAAUAGGCGGAGAACCGAUCGAUGAUGAAGGUAAUAGCAAUGUAGCUACUCUGCAGCAUGUUAUGCAACACGAACGUCAAUCAGAUAAAAUUCACGUAGUAUUUCUCGCCUGUACUGACAACGAAUCGAGUGUUGCCUACUUGGAAGAAUGGGAUGAUAUUAUGCAGAAUAUCAGUAUUACUGAUGAUUAUCGAACAGAACGAGACUAUCAACAUCGACGUCAUGGAUCACAUUAUCCCUUCUCCUUUGGUGAUUAUGUUGCUACGGCAUUGCUCAAUGCCAUUGACUCGAAAGUUGAUGUGAGCAAGGAAAUCGACACUGGAAAUGACACGAGUUUAAAUAUUCGUAGAGUAGACACUUCAUGA
Molecule: messenger RNA, 960 nt
Organism: Rotaria socialis
Lineage: Eukaryota; Metazoa; Rotifera; Eurotatoria; Philodinida; Philodinidae
Source: the annotation of a GenBank genome assembly